This is a messenger RNA of Colletotrichum fioriniae, 1653 nucleotides long. The record is from RefSeq and is a predicted model, not a curated record. NCBI's taxonomy places the organism in Eukaryota, Fungi, Ascomycota, Sordariomycetes, Glomerellales, Glomerellaceae.
AUGCGGCUCCUGAACACACGAACGAGGGAACUACGGGUUUUCACCCACUCCCGCAUUCCAUAUGCUAUCUUAUCCCACACUUGGGGUUCAGAGGAAAUCACACUUCAGGAGCUGCUCGCCGGAAAUGCGUCUAGUCUGAAAGGCUACAAGAAACUCAUCGGAGCUUGUAAUCAGGCAUUGUCGGAUGGCUUCGACUACAUCUGGAUCGAUACCUGCUGUAUCGACAAGACAAGCUCAUCUGAGUUGACGGAGGCCAUUAAUUCCAUGUGGGCCUGGUACCAGAACUCUCGUGUCUGUUAUGCGUACCUUGAGGACGUCACCCAGGACGAUGUUAACGUUCUCGGGGGCUACUCUAAGAGCUUCAUGAAUAGUCGGUGGUUCACGCGUGGCUGGACGCUUCAAGAGCUCAUCGCACCUUCAACUGUCAUAUUCUACUCAGAUGAUUGGUACGAAAUCGGUACACGAGAUCAGAUGCGAGAACCUCUGGGAAAGAUUACUGGCAUCGACCACAAGUUUUUCGAGUACGGAAUCUUAGGUCGAUAUAGCAUCGCCCAGAGAAUGUCCUGGGCUGCAAAGAGAAAGACGACCAGAGUCGAAGAUCAAGCGUAUUGUUUGCUUGGAUUAUUCGGGGUCAGCAUGCCCCUACUAUACGGCGAGGGUGAAAUGGCAUUCAUCCGACUUCAAGAAGAGAUCAUGAGGCGAACGGAUGACCAGUCGAUAUUUGCCUGGUUACUGCCUGGACACUCAGACAGACCUUCCCGGAACACUGGGUUCCUCGCCAAGUCCCCCUCUUGUUUUAAUCAAUCUAGCGGCAUCACCAGGAUUGAUGCCGACCAUCGCGUGGCACCGUAUUCGUUCAAAAAUAGAGGCAUCCAGAUCGAGAUGCCGAUACUGGACCCGAGCAGCUCGAAAUAUGGCUUCUCAUUCAUCCCCGGAGAUAACAAUGAGCAAAUUGGUUCCGCUGCAGGAAUCUCAUUCACUUUCUCUCCAACAAGCACGAUAGCGAUACUCAACUGUAACAAAGCAGGUCGUCAGAUAGGUCUCUAUCUGGAGAGAACGGGCGAUCUUGAGCCAUUCUACAGGUGUAGUCAUAAGUUGGGCUUUGUCUCAGUUCCGGAUGAUUGGGUUAAGCAGGCAAAGCUUGAGACUAUCCUCAUCAGGGCCGAAGAUCCGGAAGACAUGGAAUCGCUGUGGGGUAAAGAUUCCGAUGCGCAGCACAUUGUCGUGGAGUUGCCACAAGAACAGAACCAUGGGUAUGACAAUAUCAAGACAUACCCGGCGGAUCGAUGGGCUAGCAGUGGCCUAUGGAGCCACUCCAUCAUCCUCUCUUACGACGUUGAGACUAGCGGCAAAGAGGAGGUUCCUUACCUGCAUGUCCAAAACGCAGAAACUGAAAACGGCUUUUGUUUAUUCUUCAAGUUCAAGGCCCCCGGCCCGCAUAAUGCGUGUCUUCUGGUGGACGUGGCCGCUGGCGAAACUCCAACUGUCCCACAAUCCUCAUCAUUUAUCGUUGCUGGUCCUCCAGCGGAAAGCCGUUUAGAAGGGACGGGGAAAUUGGGAAAGGUCACAGCUGAGUUGAACUCUUCACGAUUUGCGAAGGUCUGGAAGAUUACGAUGGAAAAGAGUCAAGCCACUUUAGAUGCGCUGGUCUGA